AUGGAGAGCAGGAUCAGACCCCUCGCCAUGGCAGCGCACUCCACCAACGCGCUCGGAAGCCUGCCCAUGGCCCCUUCCCUCCUGCGCCACCCGCCUCUCUUUCUCCGCGCCUGCAACCCGGCGCUGGAGAGGGGAUACCCGCGGACCCCGAAGUGCGCCAGGUGCAGGAACCACGGCGUGGUGUCGGCGCUGAAGGGCCACAAGCGCUUCUGCCGCUGGAGGGACUGCGUGUGCGCAAAGUGCACGCUGAUCGCCGAGAGGCAGCGGGUGAUGGCGGCGCAGGUGGCGCUGAGGAGGCAGCAGGCGCAGGAGGAGAGCGAAGCGCGCGAGCUCCGGCUCCUGUACCCCGGCUCCGGAAUCGGGGGCCAGGCUGGGAUGAGUCAGGGAUCCCCGCUGGGCCACGGGUGCGCUGCGGUUACCUCUCCGACCGCUCCGAGUUUUGAAGUUUUUGGAGCCCAGAAUGACAAAGAGGAUGACAAAGUGAGCAAAUUCAACUUCUACAACGGAUUUAUGGGCCAACCACUGUUUGUGUCCCCCAGCGCCAGAGUGCCCUCUCCAAGCCACAAGUCGAUGUCUCCAAGCAAAGACACCAGCGCCUCUGCCCCCAGUGAGGGUGGGAGUCCAUCCCCGCUCUCAGACCCUACACAGAGCCCACAGAUGUCACCUUCCUCCUCUGAUCAGGAGUCUGGGAGCGACUCGGAGAAACCCAAGGACUGUCCCAGCCUGAGCCUGGACCGUGACCCCACCGACAUCAUGGCCAAGAUCUUCCCCCAUCAGAGGCGGGACACGCUGGAGUCUAUGGUGAGAACGUGCAGGGGGGACAUUGUGAAGUCCAUCGAGCUGGUGCUGAGCUCCAAGGAGAAUAAAAUGGACUCUGGCACCAUGUCAUCCUCCGGUCUCCUCAGGCCCUCUGUGCUUCUGCCGGGAGCGUUCAGCACUCUGGGGGCCAGUAAGUCCGCCUUCUCCCCUCUCCAUGGGCCCCCACACCCCAGUGGAGACAGCCUGUAUGGGCUCGGCCCUCGGCUGGGUGUGGGUCCUCUGCGGUUGGCCCCAGGGAGCGGUGGGUUCUUGCCCCCUUACAUGACCUCAGGACUGAUGCCGCUGCUGACCCUGCGCCCACCUCUGGACUCAUUCCCGGGAAUGAUGCGGGACUUUUCUUACAUUCAGAGCAAAGACUCCCUGAGCAACACCGCAGCUCUUUAUACACGUCUUAACGAUGACAAGUGA
Messenger RNA from Nematolebias whitei (Rio pearlfish), 1227 nucleotides. RefSeq names its product doublesex- and mab-3-related transcription factor A1-like. Gene Ontology annotation, biological process: regulation of transcription by RNA polymerase II; sex differentiation. Gene Ontology annotation, molecular function: DNA-binding transcription factor activity, RNA polymerase II-specific; RNA polymerase II cis-regulatory region sequence-specific DNA binding. The coding region runs from base 1 to 1227 and encodes 408 amino acids. Gene Ontology annotation, cellular component: nucleus. The record is from RefSeq and is a predicted model, not a curated record. NCBI's taxonomy places the organism in Eukaryota, Metazoa, Chordata, Actinopteri, Cyprinodontiformes, Rivulidae. The transcript has 2 exons.